AAUUUUUUUCGGUUGCGUGUCGCAAUUGAUCGAUUUUGUUUUGUUUGCCCGCCCAUAUAGUAUGUUACCAGAACACAUGUUUUUUGGCGAAACGAAGACAUCGAUGAUCAUCAAAUCAAAAACAAAAAAAAAAUGAUGAUGAACAAUUUAAUUCGAUCCAGAAUCUGGCCCAUUUAUAAUCAACUUUACAAUGCAAGAAUUCUAUUGCCAAAUGUAGGAUUUCCACAUCAACAACAACUAUUUGAAUCAACGUAUUCCAAAUACGAUACAUGGACCUAUCAACAUGACCAGGAGAUACAUCAAGAUCGUCUUUAUCCAAAACCAAAACGAUGGCCCAGAUAUAAUGAAAUUAUCCAUUCACCUGAAGAAGGUCCAGUAGAGAGGUAUUAUUGCCAUCAUCGUGAAAAUAUUAAAUAUUCGCCGAAAAAAAUGUAUUUUGUCGCUAGUUUUAUUCGUGGCAUGUCAAUCGACGAGGCAAUCAAACAACUUUCAUAUGUUAAACUUAAAGGUGGUGCUAUAGUGAAAGAAAUUCUACAAGAAGCACAAGAAAUUGCCGUACAUGAACAUAAUUUUGAAUUCAAAUCAAACAUGUGGAUUGCGGAAAGUUUUUGUUCCAAGGGUGUCGUAUAUAAAGGUUUUCGUAAACAUGCAAGAAUGCGUUUCGGUGAGAUACGUUAUUUUCAUUGUCAUUAUUAUGUUAAAUUGGUGGAAGGCGAACCACCGGAACAUUAUUAUCCAUCACAAGGGCCAUAUGUGGACAAGAUGUCAAUCGAACAACGGCUUGAACAACAUGUUGGAAAAUUGCGUCAACGAAGAAUUGAUUUUGCAUUGUAGUUUAAAACAAAUUUAUUGAUUUGUAAAUAAAAUUUCAUUUUUUUAUUAUUAUUAA
Molecule: messenger RNA, 889 nt
Organism: Dermatophagoides farinae (American house dust mite)
Lineage: Eukaryota; Metazoa; Arthropoda; Arachnida; Sarcoptiformes; Pyroglyphidae
Gene: mRpL22
Product: mitochondrial ribosomal protein L22
Biological process (GO): translation
Cellular component (GO): mitochondrial large ribosomal subunit; ribosome
Molecular function (GO): structural constituent of ribosome
Source: RefSeq, a predicted model, not a curated record